AUGCCUUCGCAAAGCGACUUCAGCCACUUGGAUGCAGCAGCAACCACUUUAACAAAUAUCUUGCGCAAUGAAAAGAUUUCUCACAUCUUCAUCGGCGGAUACGCUACAGGUCUCCUUGGAGGAGCCCGAGUGACAGAGGACAUCGACCUGGUCGUAGACCGGGAUUGCCGCAGCCUUCUUUUACAGUACCCAAACAUUACGGAGAGCGAAGACAAGCGACUGGUGUAUCGCUACCAUGGGACAAACGUCUAUAUAGACAUGGAGACUAUGGGGACUGCGCCAUGGGCCCCAAAUCCCAGGACUGCUAGGGUGCACACUGUCGCUCCUGUGGACUGCCCGCAGCGGCGAUUGCACACGAUGGUGCCCAUCCUACACCCAUCAAUCCUUCUAUUGACGAAGCUUCUACCGUGGAAAGAGGCCGACCAGGCGACACGAGUCGCCCGGUAUAUGAGAGCACGGACAGACUUAAUGGAUAUCUGGACCAUCCUACAAUGGCUUGUGGACAAAGGGUCCCGUAUUGAUUUCUCUGGGCUGCCCGGUAUUCCCAGGGGCAAGUUGAUGAGGCUCCUGGGAAGGCUGUACCGGUCCGAAAGGCGGGCACGGCCCUACCUCUCCCUGACCCUCUCAGCUGAUGAGAUGUGUGAUGCUCUCACUGCGGAUAAAACCAAGUAG
Penicillium mononematosum is the source of this 672-nucleotide messenger RNA. RefSeq lists its product as uncharacterized. NCBI's taxonomy places the organism in Eukaryota, Fungi, Ascomycota, Eurotiomycetes, Eurotiales, Aspergillaceae. The transcript is spliced from 3 exons. The coding region runs from base 1 to 672 and encodes 223 amino acids. The record is from RefSeq and is a predicted model, not a curated record.